Messenger RNA from Paramecium primaurelia, 4078 nucleotides. The record is from the annotation of a GenBank genome assembly. Lineage: Eukaryota; Ciliophora; Oligohymenophorea; Peniculida; Parameciidae.
AUGUUUGAACCUAUCUUUUCUUUCUUUGGAGGACUUGCAUCCAAAGCUAAAUCAAAAAUUAUUGAAAAAACAUUAUAACCUAUUAUUGACUAUAAUUUUGAAAACAUAUUUGAGUAGAAAAUUGCUAUUAAAGAUUUAAAUAAAGGAAUUACUAAUAUUAAUUUAAAUACAAAAUAUUUAAAUGGAUUAAUGAAAACUAAUACUUUAAAAGAAUUUUCAAUUAGUAUAUAAUCUUUAUUAAUGAUAGAAUUUCUAAAACUUGAAAAAUUGCAAUUAUAAAUGAGUGAUGUAGAUUUGAUAUUGGAUUUAAAUACAUAAAUUUAAUAAGAAGAAGCUUUAGAAUCAUUAGAAGUUGAAGAUAUAAUGAACAAAAGUCUUCAUAUAUAGAUUGAGAAAUUAAAAAAUGAAUUUUUAGUAAUAAAUAUUAUUUUUAUAUUUUAGAAUUAAGGAGAUGAUUCUUAUUUUUAAGAUGAAAUCUAAUCUCCAAUACAAUAAAAUGUAUAAAAAGAACCUUCAUCAAAGAUUGUUUUGAUUUUAAGAAUCAUCGAUAACAUUUUUGGAAAUAUUAAGAUAGAUAUUAAAAAUUUAAGGGUUAAAUUUGUAGGCAAAAUAAAAUCAGAUACAGAAACUAAUUUAUCUUUUCAAAUCAAUAAAAUUGAUUGCACUAUGUAAAAACCUUAAAAUACCAAUUAAAUUCUUUUAUUAGCAUUCAUUGAUUAAAUAUAACUAUAUCUAAAUGAAAAUAAAUAAAUAGGUUAAAUAAAUAAUGCUGUUAAAUUAGAUGUCUAUUUAACUUAAAAUGCAGAACCGAAAAUAAAAAUUUAAGCUGAAUAACUUCAAAUAGUUAUAUCAUUAAAUUAAAUAGAUUAAAUUUCUUCAUUAUUAGCUUAAAGUUAAUAAGUUUUAGAAUAAAGAAAAAAUGUCAUAAAUGAAGUAUUAAGUUAAAGUAAUAAGAAUUAAUAAAUUCAAAAUAUCAAUAAUUAAUAAAAAGAAGAACUAAAAAAAACAAUAAAUUUAAAUAAAUAUAAAUUAGUAGAAUAUUUUAAGAAAUCAUAUAAUUAAACCAAAAUUAGGUAAGAAGAUAUUGCUGAAAGUACAAUUAUAAUUUAAAAUAUUCCAGAAUCUAAAAUUUAAAAUUUCCAUUCCUCAGUUAAAUAAAUGAAUGAAUAAAAAGAAUUUUUUAAUUCUUGUUUUUAAGGUUUAACUCUUUAUAUUACAUCUAAUGAUGUUGAUUAAUAAUUUAAUUUUUAAUAAAAGAAUUUUAAAUUUGAUUUAGAAAACUACUACUCAAUAUCAUUAUGUGAUAUAAGAAUAAUAAAAAAUAAUAAAUUUAAUAUAUUUAUUAAUUCUGCAUUAAUUUAUGAAUUAUAAAAAUUAGAACCAAAAUUUAAAAGUAUAAGAGAUUCAAUUUAGAAAUUAGAAUAAGAUUUUGUUAUAAUUGAUAAUUCAAAGUAUUUAUGCAAGUUAAUCAUGAAAACAGGAAAAGAUUAAUACUCUAAUGAGGAUUUAUAUUAGGAUGGUCAUGAAAUUCUAAUUGAAGAACCAACAAUAUUUAUUUCUUAAACUCAAUUUGUUAGUCCAAUUAAACUAGAAAUUAUAGAUUAAAAUAUUAAUAUGGACAUAACACCUUUUAACUUAAUAUUAGACUAAAAUUAACUGUAAUUUAUAAUGAAAAUUGUUGAUAUUAUAAAUCAGAACUCAUCUAAAUCUAAUAAUCAAAAUAUUUCUAAGACUAAAUUCUAUAUAUCUUAAACUAAAUUUUCAUUAUAUUAUCAUAUUAAUGAAUCUCAAUACACUAAUAGUUGUAUUAUGCAAAGUGGGGAACAAGAUUAUAUAUAAUUAAAUUUUAUUGAUUUCUUCCUUACUACUCCAGAUGAAGAUGAUUUACUAUCCUAAUCAGUAUAUAAAUAUAAAAGUUAAUUCAAAUUUGGAUGUCAAAAUAUUUGCGGAUUUAAUAAUUAAAUAUUAAUAAAUAAUUUGACUGGUUAUUUUGGAUCAUUACUCAAAACUUCAUCAUAAAAUAUAAAGAAAUUAGAUGAAUAAAAAAAAACAUAAAUAAUUUAAUACUUGAAAGAAUGUAAAUUAAAGUAAGAGUUACAUUUUGAAUUGCAAAUAGAUAGUGUAUAUUUAAAACAUGAUUCAUUUGAUAAUUUUUAUAGGAUGAUUGCUUAAAUUAAUUAAGUAUUUAAUGGUAAUUAGAAAUAAACAUAAAUUAAUUCGAAAAAACAAUAGAAUAUAUACUUUUCUACUAAAAUAAAAACAAUUGAAGCUACAUUAUAUUAAACUUUAAUUUUAUGUUUCAAGCAAUUCAAAUAUUAUUUCACAAUUGAUUAUCAUUUUAUACUAUUAGAAGAUUUAAAUGUUUUAGAUAAAAAUAAUCCUUAAAAAUUACUUCAAAAUUAACUUUAAGAUAAAUGGAUAUUCAAUCUAAUUAUGAAAUAAAAUAUGAUAAAUCUUGAAUUUUCAGCUUUAAAAUUAAAUUUAAUUAAUUUUAAUUUUGAUAUAUUAAACUCUUGUAUUAAAAGACUUAUAAACUCAAUUUAGUUAUUGAAUCCUCCUUAAUAAUCUAAUAAACCAUAAAAUGAAAAAUCAGAAAUUAAUAUUUUUUUUAAAUCAAUAAUGAUUGAUGUAUUACCUUUCUACAAUGAGGAAAUUAUUCUGUAGAAAAAAGGUUAAGCUAAAUUGAAAUACUCAAAAGAAUCUUAUCCAUCUUGGACAAGAUCAAUUUUAAUAAUAAAUAAUACACAUUUUAAGAAUGAUUUAAUUGAAAUUGAAGAAAUAUAACAUUAUUUUAAAAAUAAUAAUACAAAAGAUAGAAAUGAUGAAUUAAUCAAUUUAAAUUAAUUCUAAAAAAUAGGAUAGAUUUAAAAAAUUGAAUUAUUGAAUAAUAAAUUUAUGAAAAUCAAUUCUAUUCAAUUAUUCCAUAUUUCUAAAUAGAUAAUUGUAGAUCUUAUAGAUCAUUUUGAACAUUUAUCUAAAGAUUUUAAAUAAGAUUAGAUUAAUGAAAAGAAAAAUUAUUAAAAAUUAGAUAAAAUUUAAAUGAAAACAAUAAGUUUCGAAAUAUUAUGUGAUCAAUUAAUUUUAACAUCAGAAUCUCAAACUUUUGAAAUAAAUAUACAUUAUAUAUAAUUUUAAUUGGGAGAUAAGUGUUGUCAUUUAAAAUUGGGUAGAGCUUUUAUAUUAGAUAAUCAUGAAUAGAGUAAAUUUAAAUAUAUACUUGAUGAGGUAGAUCUAAAUGAAUUUGAAGAUAUUCAAAAUGAAAUAAUAAAAGAAAGUCCAUUUUUAGAUUUGAUAAUGUAAUUUGAUUAAAAUAACUUUGUAAUAAAGUUAUAAUUAAAACCUAUAAGAAUAUGUUUAUCUGGAUAUUAAUUUUAAAUAUUACUGAAAUCCUUUUAAAAAAAAGUAGAGGAAGUAGCUAUUAAAUUUAUCAAUGAUGAUGAUGAUGAAUCUUUUGAAAUUAUAAAAUAAAAGGAUCCUUUUAAUUUACAAGUUGAAUUAUUUCCAAUAUAAUUUAUAGUUUCAUUUGAUUCAGAGGGUUUGGAUGUUGAAGGAUUAAAAACAUAAGUAUUAAAAUUUGGAUCAUUUAAUAAUUUAAUCUUAGCAACUAAUUAGGUUUUACAGUUUUAUUAAAACAAUUAAACUUCAAAAUAAGAUUUCAUUUAAUUUUUAAUUAGCUAAUAAUUAUCAACCUUUAGGAUCUUGUUUUAAGCAUAUAAUAUUCUUGAUAUAACUAAAGUUGCUAGUUCAUUUACAAAUGGCAUAGUUAAUAUGUUUAGUAAACCUUUUAUUUCUAAUAAUGGAUUUGUAUGAUAUAAUAGGUUAUAUUAGUUGUAUGGUUUAAUUGAAGGAAGUUAUGAUUUUACAUGUGGUGUAACAUCAUCAUUAUUAUAAUUAACAGCAUUGCCAGCAAGUGCUAUAAAUAAUGUUGCAAAUUAUAUUGGAUUUGGUGCAAUUUCUAUACCUUUCUCUUAAUUUGAAGAGUUUUGUAAAAAAUUAUAUUAUAAAGUACUAAUAAUUUAUAAAUUAGAUUAACCCAGAAAAAGGAAUUCCUUCAAGGUUUUUUAAAGAUAAAUACUGA